AUGCUUAGCCUGAAGAAUCCAUCUCCUUUCUUCUUCUCCGGCCAAAAUCGGAGAACCCAUUCCUGCUCAACGCCUCCGCCUCGUGCAGCCGCCGACUUCGCUGCUUCUCCUUCAACGCUAAUCUCUCGCCGCCUCAUCCUUCUCCGUCACGCUCACAGUUCAUGGGACAACCUUUCCCUCAGAGACCAUGAUCGUCCUCUAACGAAAGCCGGACAAGCCGAUGCUGCCAAAGUUGCUCAAAUCCUCUCCACACUUGGUUGGCUUCCCCAACUCAUUCUUUCAAGCGACGCGACUCGCACUAAGGAGACGCUGAAGUCAAUGCAGGCGCAAGUGGAUGGGUUUAUGGAGGCGAAUGUACAUUUCAUUCCAAGCUUUUACUCCAUUGCUGCCAUGGACGGCCAAACCGCAGAGCAUCUUCAACAGAUUAUCUCCAAACAUUCGUCCCCUGACAUCACCACUGUCAUGUGUAUGGGGCAUAACAAGGGUUGGGAAGAAGCAGCCUCCAUGCUCUCUGGAGCUUCCGUUAAGUUGAAAACUUGCAAUGCUGCUCUGCUUCAGGCUUUUGGCAACUCCUGGGAAGAAGCUUUCGCGCUUGCUGGACCUGGCGGAUGGAAACUUGAAGGUGUAGUGGCUCCAGAUAGCACCAUCUGUGUGUAA
Messenger RNA from Thlaspi arvense, 657 nucleotides. NCBI's taxonomy places the organism in Eukaryota, Viridiplantae, Streptophyta, Magnoliopsida, Brassicales, Brassicaceae. The record is from the annotation of a GenBank genome assembly.